Molecule: messenger RNA, 1372 nt
Organism: Moneuplotes crassus
Lineage: Eukaryota; Ciliophora; Spirotrichea; Euplotida; Euplotidae
Source: the annotation of a GenBank genome assembly
CAAAAAUCUGUAAAAAUGGAAUCUGUUCAUAAUGAAUUUUGCCAAAAAGUAAACCAAGCUUUCAAAAGAAUCCCCAGUACUUUGCCUAAUUUCACCUUACAUGCAGUGAAGUACUUUCUUUGGAACUUUGAUAACCCUCAGAAAUCUUACAAAAUAGUUCAUGUGGCUGGGACUAAUGGAAAAGGAUCCGUCUCGAUUAAAACUGCAGCUUUGCUUAGAAAGUCUGGAUAUAAGGUUGGCCUCUUUACUUCUCCACAUAUCUCCAGUGUCAGGGAAAGAAUCAGGUUAAAUCUAGAGCUGAUUCCUGAAGAAGAAUUUAUCAAAUAUUAUGAUAUCUGAGAGAAAUUUGAAACAGAGUUAGAAAUCACACUUGGAUUUUUCCAAGUGACACUCUGAAUGGCAUUACUUUACUUCCAACAAGAAAACUGAGAUUAUGUUAUUCUAGAGUGAGGUAUCGGAGGGUUGUCCUCUUCUACUAAUGUGGUCGAUUCAGAUUUUGCAGUCAUUACAUCAAUAGGACUUGACCAUAAAAAUGUACUUGGAGUAACAGAAAAGCAUAUAUGAAGGGAUAAAGCAGGAAUUAUUAGACAGAACAUACCUUUUGUAGUGGGACCGACUAUUCCUUUAGAUAUAAUAGAGCCAAUAUGAAAGAUCCAUAAUUCUAAAUUAGUGGUUGUUGAUGAGAAGAAUGAAAAUUUUGUAACAUUGAAUCAAAGUAUUUCCUAUGCUCUUUACAAGGAAAUCAUAGAAGUUGCAGAAGAGGUUCCUCAUGAGUUGAAUCAAGAAGAAAUUGACUUGGCCUUGGAUGUUAAUCUGCCAUGUAGAAUGGAUCUAAUCCCAAUUGAGAAUGUCAAAGAUUUAGCUCCUGGACUUGAUUUUUAUCCUAAAGCUUCAUAUAUGGAUGUUGCACACAACUCACCUGCAUUUAAAAGUCUGUUCAAGACUGUACUUUCAAUUUAUAAGGACUUUGAAGACUUAGUGAUCUAUGUCAUUUGUACAUUCAGUAAAGAUAAAGAAAUUUCUGAGUCUCUAAAAGCUCUUUGAAAAGGGGCUAAUGAUAUUAGAAUAGUAGUGAUAAAACACUUUAAACUGAUUAAAGAAGAUGCAGCUAUAGGAUAUAUCUCACAGGCUAAAUCAUCAGAGUCACCUGACACUGAAAAGAUCAACGAUCUCUAUGAAAAAGGAGACUUAAAAGAAAAUGUGAUAGCUACAUUAAAUAAGAUUAAUGAGUUAAAGCAUGAAAAUGCUAUUCUCCUUCAUUGAGGAUCUGUAUUCUUGAUGGAAUUUAUAAAAGACUUGUAUAAAGUUCCUCAAGAGAAAGAUCUGGAGAAUUUAAACAGUCAAGUUUAAUUAUUGUACUUACUCUUCAAUA